Molecule: messenger RNA, 2490 nt
Organism: Peromyscus californicus insignis
Lineage: Eukaryota; Metazoa; Chordata; Mammalia; Rodentia; Cricetidae
Gene: Phospho1
Product: phosphoethanolamine/phosphocholine phosphatase 1
Exons: 3
Coding region: 806-1675 (289 amino acids)
Biological process (GO): bone mineralization involved in bone maturation
Molecular function (GO): phosphatase activity
Source: RefSeq, a predicted model, not a curated record
AGCCCCUCUGCCGGCAAGCACGAAUACCCCGGUAAUCUGGGAACAAGGUUCCGAAGACCCGGUGGGACGCCGUGGCUCCUCCCGGAAGGGCAGAGGACACCGAGCUCGACGCACGUGGACGGCGUGCUGCUCUGCGGUUCCGGUCACCAAGCUGUCCCGCGGAGCUCAGCGACAAGGCGGACCGGCGGGCGGUGGAGGGGGCUGCGUGCAGAUGCCCCACGCCGAGCCCGGCGGGAGGCGGGCAGUGUGACAGCGACUCACGCACGUGCCACGCGCACGCAGAGGGUGCCCUGCACCCACGCCCCUCGGACGGGACGCGCCACGCUCCACCCGUCCAGCCCGCCCAGUCCCACCGCCGCUCGCGCGGCCUCGGGGACAGCCGGGAGGCGUGGCCCGCGGGGAGCCCGCCCCUUUGAUGUGCGCCGGCGCCGCGGUGAUUGGCUGGGCGCUUGUGACGUGCGGGGACUGCGGUGGGCCCGGGUGCUGCGGCUGCCGCAGCGCCCGCCGCGGCUCCGGCUCCGGCUCCCCGGCAUUUAAAGGGGACGCGGCGGCGGCCCCGGGGAUGGAGGGCAGGUGGAAGGGAAGGGACAGAAGCACAUCUUCCACGGUCCCUCAGGACCGGAGGGACGCGUGAGCCGGAGCUCAGAAAUCCGGGGGUGGAUAAGACUGCGUCCUCCCCAAUUCCCGAGCUCUGGAUGAAAGCUUGAAACCAACAAAGUUUCUAGAGGUGGUGCCCAGGAUAAAAUCCUGACAAUGAGCGGGUGUCUUCCAGCUGUUGGCCUACGAUGCCUAUCUAGGGUCUUGGAUGUGCCAGCGAUCCUGGCUGUGGCCCGCUAACCAGGCUCUCCCCGGCCGGCUCCCGCCGCGCCACCUUUCGCUUGCCCCCUCCUCCUGCUCCUCUUCCCCCUGCUCCCAGGACGGCAGGAUGGCUGCGCCCGGCGCGCCUCGCUUCCUCCUGACCUUCGACUUCGAUGAGACCAUCGUGGACGAAAACAGCGACGACUCGAUCGUGCGCGCGGCGCCAGGCCAGCAACUACCCGAGAGCCUGCGAGCCACCUACCGCGAGGGCUACUACAAUGAGUACAUGCAACGCGUCUUCAAGUACCUGGGUGAGCAGGGCGUACGGCCCCGGGACCUGCGCGCUGUCUACGAGACCAUCCCCCUGUCGCCAGGCAUGGGCGACUUGCUGCAGUUCGUAGCCAAGCAGGGCUCCUGCUUCGAGGUCAUUCUCAUUUCGGAUGCCAACACCUUCGGUGUGGAGAGUGCCCUGCGUGCCGCUGGCCACCACAGCUUGUUCCGCCGCAUCCUCAGCAACCCAUCCGGGCCCGACGCGCGGGGACUGCUGACGCUGCGGCCCUUCCACACGCACAGCUGCCCGCGCUGCCCCGCCAACAUGUGCAAGCACAAGGUGCUCAGCGAAUACCUGCGUGAGCGGGCCCGCGACGGCGUGCACUUCGAGCGCCUCUUCUACGUGGGCGAUGGCGCAAAUGACUUCUGCCCCACGGGGCUGCUGGCGGGCGGGGACGUGGCCUUCCCGCGCCGCGGUUACCCCAUGCACCGCCUCAUCCAGGAGGCACAGAAGGCCGAUCCCAGCUCCUUCCGCGCCCACGUGGUGCCCUGGGAAACAGCCGCAGACGUGCGCCAACAUCUGCAACAGGUGCUGAAGAUGUGUUGAAGACCGUCACCUGCGAGGGGUACCCGGGGACAACCGCCGGAGGAGGGGGGGGGCAGGCCUGGGCAUUGGUUAAGACCGCCUGGUUUUACUCCUUCCUUUCUUCGCUUUGCUAUGUUCCUCUGGGCAUUUCUGGAGUUUUGUCCGCUUGUGGUCUGGGAGCGGAGACUCAGAGCCGUCCCUAUCUAUGCAGUUACCACAGCUCGGCUGCCUCCCCUCCAGGGAGUGGUGAGCACCCCUUGGAAGGCAGGCAGUGUCCCUCGAACUGAGAGGAAGGGGCUCCUGGCAGCUGGGAGAAAGGAUAUCUCCCACUACUUCAGCUGCUGCUCCGGCUGCGUAACUUCCCCUACCUAGUCUUUCAAUCGGACUCAGGACACACCCACCCACCCCAGUCCGCAUGCCAGCGCCGGGUUCCUCGCGCAGACCCGCGGAUGCUCCCGGGAGACAGCUCCAAAGCAUCCUUGAUUUUUGCUUCAGCCACCGCGAUCCCACACCGCUGCUGCUCGGGUUGCGCCUUGCUUCCCUUACCCCCGCCCACCAUGCCAGACACCCCCAAAGGAAGAAAAAGCCAGAGGGAGUAGCCAACCUCCUGCUGGUGGAACGAGGCAGAACCAACCAAUGACCUCGGAGAGUGUGACCAAUCUCACUCCAUCCUCAUCUACUACAGCAAGAGACCAGGGACUUCACCAAAGCCGUCCUCCGCACCCCCCUCCGCCCUUAUGGAACAGAAAGCCAUGUUUUUACGUAGAGCCAGGGAAAUCCAAGCCCCUCCCCCCCUCUGGUAUUUCAGACCUAUAAAGGAGGUGAAGGGGGACAAA